This is a messenger RNA of Nerophis ophidion (straightnose pipefish), 1386 nucleotides long. RefSeq lists its product as uncharacterized. NCBI's taxonomy places the organism in Eukaryota, Metazoa, Chordata, Actinopteri, Syngnathiformes, Syngnathidae. The coding region runs from base 91 to 1371 and encodes 426 amino acids. The transcript is spliced from 7 exons. The record is from RefSeq and is a predicted model, not a curated record.
UCACCACUGGUUUAUUGGCGGGGCUCUGACCCCUCUCAGGCAACCCCGCCACUGACUGCCACCUAGACACAUAGAGGAAGACGACUGCUGAUGGCUGCUUGUGCCUUUAACUACUUCCUGUGCCACAGUGCCGCAUGCCUCUUGAUGGGGCUGGCAGACGUUUACGAAGUUCCCGGUUGUCAGCAUGUCUUCCACAAACGUGUCGGGGACACGGUGGAAUUGUUGUCCUGUUUGGCGGGCCAAAACGUGACUAGCGCACACUGGAACUAUGGAGGCAAGAGAGUCCAGACGGGGUCGAGACAGUUUGCAGGCCGGCUUCAUCUCAACCGCCACAACUUUAGUCUGACGCUGAGUGCCGUCACGCCAAACGACACGGGCGUCUUCAGCUUUGUGUCGGCCGUCAAUGACAGUCAGAGAACGACGAUGCACGUCAAGCUGCACGUUCACGAGCCCAUAACCAAAGAGCCCGUCGUGAUCAUCAGAACCACCUGGAACGCUGUUAACUACUCAUGCUGUGUCCUACUGGACUGCAUUGCCCCCGCUGGGGAGGUGGUGGCAUACAAGUGGACUGUGAGAAACAGAAGCCGGAGUGGCGCCUGUCAACACCUCAAUAUGCCGCCGCAGCACACCGCAAUGGAGGUCACAUGUACCAUCUUCAACGCAGUGAGCGAGAGGUCCACCUCGGAUACUGUGAUGUGCGGUAACAUGUCCUCACGCAUCGCCAACACAGAGCCGCCAUUCUCUGUGGUUAUGCUCGGCGCAGUGGUGGUGGCUGGAGCUUGUCUGCUCGCUAUAGUUGGUAGCGUUACCGUGGUUGCCUGCUGCCGCAGACGAGCAAGCAGGAAAAGCGAGGAGGAGACAAUCUACGCUGACAUUUAUGAUGUAAAGUCAAGGCCAACAAGAGAGCGCUUGCCAUACGAGGUUGCUUGCGACGACAACGACGCGGGAACAUUGGCGAUGACUGUAAAAGCAGAGAUGAAUAUAUAUCUGUGGAGAGGCGGAGCCGACAGCGGGCUCGGACAAACGAUGGUCCGGCCUAAGAUGGCGGCGCAUGCAGCGAAGCAGAGAGGCGUGGCAGGCCUGGAGCGACACUGCAGCCAUCAGCGUCAGGUGCGUACACCACACACCUGCGCUCAAUCCCAUCAUUUUCUGCUGCAGCAUAAAAGGGGUGAAGGAGGAACAUUCAGAGCAGAAGUAGGAGAGGAACAACCCGACAAGAACGACCGCGAGCGCGAAGAGGGAGACCCACAACAAGAUGAGCCCCCGCAGCAGACGCAGCUAUCGGACACCGAAAAGUGUGCCGCGACCAGCAGGAAGAGCCAGAAAACCAGAAAUUGGCACGAGAGACUGGCAAAACAUAACGUUUAUUGAAAGAAUAAACACGAG